Spathaspora passalidarum NRRL Y-27907 is the source of this 3177-nucleotide messenger RNA. RefSeq names its product 2-aminoadipate transaminase. The record is from RefSeq and is a predicted model, not a curated record. The transcript has a single exon. Lineage: Eukaryota; Fungi; Ascomycota; Pichiomycetes; Serinales; Debaryomycetaceae. The coding region runs from base 32 to 1324 and encodes 430 amino acids. Gene Ontology annotation, molecular function: L-2-aminoadipate:2-oxoglutarate transaminase activity; pyridoxal phosphate binding. Gene Ontology annotation, biological process: biosynthetic process.
GUUUUCUUUCUAAUUGGCAAACUUGAAUAUAAUGUCGAAAGUAAUUAACUUCUUUAAAGGUCAUCCCACGAGACAAUUACUCCCUGCUAAAGAAAUUGCUGCAUCAUAUCAAAAGAUAUUGACCACAUCAGACUACCUUGAAUAUGAUACCGAUCCUGCAAAUCAACAUCCAUUAACAUAUGGAACUGACCCAGGUAAUCUUGCUGUGCGUGAAACCAUCAGUAAAUGGGUAGAUAAAAAGUUCAACAGAACUACUCCUUCAGAUCCAGAUUGUAUCAAUUUAACCUCUGGUGCCUCAUAUGGUAUUGCUAAUAUUUUAACAUCAGUUUCAAAUGUCAAUAUUACCAAGAGAAUUUUCAUUGUUGCUCCAACUUAUUUCUUGAUUAAUAAUGUGUUUAUCGACUUAGGAUAUGAAGGGAAAUUAACUGGUAUUAAUGAGACCCAUGGUCAAGAAUAUGAAAUUGAUUUGAAAUACCUUGAACAGCAACUCGAAUUAUACUCUGAAGGCUUGGAAUCUGUAAACGAGAGAACUAAUGUCGUGUCUGAUCCUAAUAGAGGCGAGAGGAAAUAUUAUAGAUUUGUUAUGUACCUUGUGCCUACAUUUUCAAACCCGGGCGGAUUGUCAUAUUCUUUGAAAACUAGAACUAAGCUUGUAGAAUUGGCCAGAAAAUAUGACUUAUUAAUUAUCAGUGAUGACGUGUAUGAAUUGCUUGACUACACCAACGUCCCAUUGAUUUCCAAAUUCAAUCAUAUUGAUAGAGAUAGUUUAACCAAUUGCAAUACCUACGGAAACACAAUUUCCAAUGCAACUUUUUCCAAGAUCAUUGCUCCUGGAUUACGCGUUGGUUGGCAAGAAACAGCUACCCCAAAAUUAGUAGCUCAAUUAGCUGAAACAGGCGCUAAUAAAUCAGGAGGUACACCUGCACAAUUAUCUACAUUGGUAGUAGCGGACUUAAUCCAAACUGGAGAAAUUGAGAAGAUCAUUUCCAAGUUCAUUGAAACUUAUUCUGAGCGAGCCAAAGUAUUGAAAGAUAGUGUUUCCAAGUAUUUACCCCAAGGAACCAAAGUCUUUGGAGGUGACGGUGGAUAUUUCCUUUGGGUAGAAUUACCAAUAACCAAUCAUCAGGAAAUUGUCGACAUUCUUGCCAAGAAACAUAGUGUUAUUCUCGCUGGUGGUGAACACUUUGAGGUAACUGGGGAUGAAAGACACUGGGGGGAGAAUUGUGUUAGAUUAAGUAUUAGCUUUUUAAGUAAAGAAGAGAUACAAGAAGGUAUCAAACUAUGGGGAGAUGUCCUUAAAGAAAAGUAUUCAGAAUUGUACUAGAUAUUUAUAGACUUAUAGAAUAUACUACCACCAUUGAAUCAAGAGCUGCAAGUAUAUCUUUUCAGAAUCCUGACAUUUCUUGCCUGGCUGUAGCUUGUACUUGCUUGUAUAACAUAUUCAUGUCUUUAUGACUAAACGUCUUCCUGAUUACCAACUUCGAUAGACUCCUCUUCCUCAUCAUAAUCUUUCAUAUAAAAUGAUUGUAUACAACAAAUGAAAGCCAAUAAUCCUAAUAUUAACCAUGAUAAUUCCACCAUAUUGUGAUUUUCACAGAAAGUCAUAAGAUAUCCCCAACCAAUAGGACCAAGACAUCUUGCCAAAGAGUUUAAACUCAAACUGGUUCCAUUAAUAAAAGCUCUAUGUUUUGCAGGAGCAGCUCUAUGGAUUAACAUCAACAAAUUAGGGAAUCCAACCGAUGACGAACAAGAUUCCAAACAACAUAAAAUAUAAAGUAAAGUUUUGGUAAACCAUGGAGCAUAUCUUGAGUCGAAAUCAUGCUUAGUAAAUAUCAAGAAUGGUAAAACAGCAUAUGCAAAAGGAGUAAUGAUGGUUGAUACUCUAAAUGUUGUAAUUGUUUUGAAAUUACGAUCAAGAUAUGGAAAGAUAAACAAUAUACCAACAGCUCCAAUUAAUCCGGUGCUUGAAAGUAAAUUCCCAAUCAUAUUACUAUCAUAUCCAAACCCUCCUGAAAUGGUGAAUGGAAACUUUAAUUUUUCAGGCAUGAAUUGUCCAGCAAGUAAAACAGGAAGAAAUUCUGUGAAAAUGACAUAAUGGAAUGCACUCAAGAAAUUUGCAAUUGUAGUUUGUACAACUGGAGGAGUGAAUAUUUCUCUGGAGAAUGAAUGGUCAAUGUUGGUCCUUAUAACUGAAUUUGAAGCUGUUGGAGAAAUCACGGGUCCCAAUUGUUCGGAAGAAUAUCUUCUUGCAACAGCAUCAGGAUAAGUUGAUUCGGGUGCAUAAGCAUUGACGGAAGUUUCAUCAAAAACUGAAGAAUUUAAAUCACCAAUUAAGGCCGUAGUUUCGGAUGGUUGAGUUUCUGACUUUUGCCAUGGUCUGACAGGCAUUUCAAAUCCCAAAAUUUUCAAUAUAAAAUCUCCAAUUUCUAACCCCCAGUCUCUUCUGUUUUGAAAUCUUUCAUUAGGUUCUUGUAAAAAUAACAAUCCAAUAGUGAAACUAAAGCCACAGAAUAAACCAAUGGCUAUAUUAGAUAAUGCAUAAGGGUGACUAUUAACGAAAUCCCAAUAAGCCAGAUCUCCAUUGGAUGUCAUAAAGAUUGAUGUGACCAAGCUGGGUUCUUCCCCAUCUAUUUUAGGUCUAGUCAAAUACUUUGAUCCACCAAUCAUGGGACCAAGUACAGCACCCACAUUCCAUAAUAAAGAAUACCAAGAAAAUGCAAGACCUUGGUGUUUCUUUUCGUGAGCUACUUCACCAAUUGCAGUUCUCAAUACGGCAAUGUUACCAUUAAAACAACCCAUAAGUGAUCUAGCAAACAUGGCAGUAAAGAAAUUAGUGGAAAAUCCAAAGAUUAUAAUAGCAACAGCCGUUCCACCUAACCCACAAAGCAAAAUAGGUUUUCUUCCUACUUUAUCAGAAAUUGUUCCCCAUUGAGCACAACAUAAGAAUUCAAACAAGGCAAAUGAUGCUGCCAAAUAACCAGAGUACUUGGCAAUAUCACCAGGAGUCUUGGCGAUUUUGAAAUCACGAAUCAUGAAAUAAAGAUAGGGGAAUGGAGAUGUCAAUGCAAGAGGUUCUGCAAAUCGCAUACAACUAAGAAUAGCCAUUUGCCAUAGAGGGAACCCCUUUAUUUGUUCACGGAAUGACAAUUUGGGUGUUGAUUCCGACAUUAUAGGUGU